Molecule: messenger RNA, 1023 nt
Organism: Cicer arietinum (chickpea)
Lineage: Eukaryota; Viridiplantae; Streptophyta; Magnoliopsida; Fabales; Fabaceae
Cellular component (GO): mitochondrial inner membrane peptidase complex; membrane
Molecular function (GO): serine-type endopeptidase activity
Source: RefSeq, a predicted model, not a curated record
GGUAGCAAUGUGUCCUUUUUACAAAAUAUACAACCCAUUGAACAGUUGGGCCUUUUUUUAGUCUAACCCACAGAUUUCAACCUGAACCCUCUGCGUCUUCUUCUUCACCACUGACAUUGCUGAAUCGCAUUUCAAGGUUUAGAUGGCUGGUGUUUAACAUAGACAUGACCUAAACACAUGGGGACAAGAAACUUUGUAUGGAGUUUUACUAAAAAGUUCAUUACAUUUGGACUCAUUACUGUGACUGUGUCUGAUCGUUAUGUUACUGUUGUUCCUGUUCGAGGUGGCUCCAUGUCUCCUACUUUCAAUCCUAAAACUGAUUCUUUGAUAAAGGAUGAUUAUGUCUUGGUUGAGAAACUUUGCCUUCAGAAGUACAAGUUUUCACAUGGUGAUGUCGUGAUCUUUCGUUCCCCAUUGGAUUACAAAGAGACACACAUAAAGAGAAUAAUUGCAUUACCUGGUGAGUGGUUUGUUAAUCGUCAAAGCCAUGACGUACUAAAGAUUCCGGAAGGACACUGUUGGGUCGAGGGAGACAAUGUAGUUUCUAGCUCUGAUUCAAAAUCAUAUGGACCUAUUCCUCUGGGUCUAAUUCGAGGAAGGGUUACUCAUGUUGUGUGGCCACCUCAAAGAAUAGGAGCUGUCAAGAGUACUACACCAGAAAGAUUACCUUCUUUAUAGUUAGAUCCUAAAGCUAUUGUCUAUUAUCUUCAAAGAAUAGGCGUCAUGAAAAGAACCACACCAGAAGUAUCAACUUUUGAUCUCUAAUGUUGUUGUUCCCUUUGGUGGGAAAACCAUUAUUUACUCAAUUGGUCAUUGUGGAGAAAAUUACCAACCCAUUUAUUGAUUGGAUUAGUAUAAUAAACUUUGAACCUUUAAAUUUUAAUGACACGUUCUAAGCAAGGUAGUCUUUUUUUUUAUGACCUUCUAAACAAGAUAAUCUAGGGUGUUACAAAUUUGAUGAAUGAUAUCUUAACUGCUCUUUUUUAAGCAGAAAUUGUCCAGAUAAUAAUUCAAAGGGUGCCA